GCAGAAUUGAAAAAGGCGAAAGGAGAAACUGCUAAACAGCGUGCGGCCAAACGUGUUGAACGACUGAAAGCACAGCUGAAGAAGUUACAAAUUCAAAGAACUGAUAAGGAUGAAAACAAGCAAAUCGCGCUUGGUACAUCAAAACUGAAUUAUCUGGAUCCGAGAAUCUCGGUGGCUUGGUGUCGAAAGCACGAUGUUCCGAUAGAAAAAAUUUUUAACAAAACGCAGCGUGAGAAAUUUCGCUGGGCAAUUGAUAUGGCCGAUGAAGAUUAUGUCUUCUAA
This is a messenger RNA of Gongylonema pulchrum, 282 nucleotides long. Lineage: Eukaryota; Metazoa; Nematoda; Chromadorea; Rhabditida; Gongylonematidae. The record is from the annotation of a GenBank genome assembly.